Messenger RNA from Rhipicephalus sanguineus (brown dog tick), 2778 nucleotides. Its product is annotated as FAST kinase domain-containing protein 1, mitochondrial-like. Gene Ontology annotation, molecular function: RNA binding. Gene Ontology annotation, biological process: mitochondrial RNA processing; regulation of mitochondrial mRNA stability. Gene Ontology annotation, cellular component: mitochondrial matrix; ribonucleoprotein granule. The record is from RefSeq and is a predicted model, not a curated record. NCBI's taxonomy places the organism in Eukaryota, Metazoa, Arthropoda, Arachnida, Ixodida, Ixodidae. Bases 118 to 2772 code for a protein of 884 amino acids. The transcript has 9 exons.
AACGUGGGCCAAGCAAAUCGUAGCGCACGGAAACUGUUUCACGUUACGACGAUGAUCGUCACCGUUUAACGUUCGCAUAAUGGUGUUUUCCUCUUUUCUCUGAAAGUGCUUGUUGCAAUGAAUGCAUUCUACCGGCAUUUUAUGCGCGCACUGCGAUGCCUGCCGCCGUCUACUCGCAUGUGUAGCCUGAGGCGGGCUAUGCAUAUUUCGGCUAAACUGAGUUGCCAAGACCAGGACAUUGAUAACGGAACGUCGUCUGACUCGGAGGAACUCGAUGCACUCCUAGCAAAGUACCCUUACAAAACUGUGCUCAUACCGGACGUCUCUGACGCGCAGCUUCAGCGGCUGUUGUCCUCGGAGACACCGUCGGAGCUGUUUUCGUCCGUGUCCGAGCUUGGGACGCCAUGUCCACUGGUGUAUGCUGCGCAAGCCAUCGUGUCCCUGUGGGAUCUUAAAAAACUCACAAGAGCCACGAACGAGACCUUCGAUGCCGCAGCAGUGCUUUCCUCACCAGGCUUUGACUCUUUGGUGGAUCAACUUCAAUGCGAGUGUGGCUCACUGACCAACAGCUGCCUCACAGCUGUGCUUGUUUCGCUGAAGAGGCUACUUCAAGAACCUUCAAUUCCCAUUUAUCACACGCUACUUCGGGAAGCCGCCUCGCGAUGCUCAUCCUUUAACCUUCAAGAUCUUUCACGCUUCAUUGUUAGCCUGAACCAAUCGAGAAAUGUCAAUCUCACGUACCAGUGUCUUUCCAUUUCACGGCUGCAGGAGUUGCUUCCGUCUUGCAGUACGGAGCAGGACUUCAAGUGUGCCGCAAUUUCACUGAGGCGCCUACUUCACCUGUCAUCACCGUCUCUCAUUGCUACCUUCUGCGGUAAGGCCUUCGAGAUUCUGACCCCUGCAUCACAUGCUCACACACUUCUUCGUAGCUUACCGGUUAUCUGUAACGAGCCUCAGGGUAGCUUUCGUGACAGUUGCAUGUCCAAAGUCCUCACUUACGUCGACCCGCUGAUAGCUUCGUUGGAUGUAAAGGACCUUUCAUCUCUCGCCAACGUGGUAUCCGACACUCAUUGCAAUGCUAGUAACACGAUUAAGUUGAUCCAAGAACGAGCACUGCAGCUCUUCAGGCAAGCACCGUCUGUGUCUCUUGUGCAUUCUCUCGUCAUGGGUCCCCGCCUGCAGCAGCCAGAACGCCAUCAGAUCGAAAGUUCUCUUCACCAAAUUUUGAAGGCAGGCCUUUCGCAUCGCAGUGUCACCGAUUUUGCAGACAUAGUCACGUGGCUUCCCGUCAGCAGUUUCAGUUUGCUGUCCGCAUUCUGGAACGCGGCGGCGGACCUGUCCAAUCCGUCACUGAUGAUCCUCAUAAGACGUUAUCUUUCCUGCUACCACCAGACUCGCUUUCGUAGUGAGUCUUUCGAGUCCGUCGUGCUGGAGUGGAGCAAGGAAGAAUUGGAAAGCUCGUGGAAGCUCGCAGCGGUCGCCCUGGCGGCGCAGUUCCUGCUGACGUUCAGACUUUCGGAACUGAGCUCCGAGAACGUCUGCCGGCUCAGCUCACUGUCGGGCCGCUUCCGAAACUGGUCUCUGCUAGAACUCUCCCUGGGCCUUAAGGCAGCAGAACGGGCAUCGUUUAGUAAGCUGAGGAGUGUCACCACUCUCUCCCCCGCACUAAUGGACCUAAAGACAGACAUUCACAGGGUGGUCUCCAAACGAGUGGAAACAGUUGAAGAUCUAGCCGAACUGACUGUGUUGUCUAUCUGUAGCAAAGUACUGUGGUCGUCGAGAGGACAUAACAUCCAGCUGAAGGAGUGCAUCGCAACCAGGUCAGCGGCCUUGAUGGAAGGUGGCUCUCCCCGAUCUCUGGCGUCAUUCUGCAAAGUGCUGACUGCAGAACGGUUAUGGCUUCCAGACUACUUGAACCGGCUAGUGGCUCGCGCAGUGGAGAAGCCGGAUUGGUUAUUUCCUAUUACCUUGUGCCACUUACCCUAUGCUUGCUUUAUUAGUGGCCUGGUUCCCGACAAGGCGGAACAGCUUGCAAAGGUUGUCAGCCCCUUUGUUCUCAGCAACUUCGAUGACCUGCCAACUCCAGAGGUGCUCCAGACAGCAGUGGCCCUGGGCUUCUUCCAGUGCUUGGGAAGCGACUUGAUCCAACGUAUUUUUGCUCUGCCCUUUAUGGAGCGCCUGGAUCGUGAGCUGACCAGAUCUGUUGGGAACGAGCGCACUGAUCACCACGUGCGAGAGCUUCUGGCCACCCUCAACCGUAUUGCCUGCCUGGACUUUCCAGAAGAGCACGUGCCUUGGUUUCACGACCAGUUCUACGCGACACGAGCCGUAAAUGCUCGAAGGCACUUGACUGCCCUGCAAAAAGACGUUCAAGACAACCUGGAGCACGUCCUAGGUGGAAGCCAGUUUGUGCAGAGACACGUGUUUGCUCCGUAUGGCUACCUCCUUCAACUCUCCUGUGAGUUGGACGCUGCAAAGACGCCUGUUCCGUUCAGCAGCAGCACCAGGGAACACCACCGGCUGCCAGAAAGUCAAGCUCCAGCAGCCUUCCAUAGAGCUCAUAAAAGGAUCGCUGUGCUCGUCCUGGGAGAGAAGAGCUUCUGUGAGAACUAUCCUCAGAUUACGGGCUACCAGCAACUUAAGAUAAGGCACCUUGAGAUUCUUGGUUACCAGCUGGUUCUGGUGCCAUUCUACGAGUGGAACUCAAUGAAGUUGGCCGAGUCAAGUGCCAAGCAAGACUACCUCCAUGGCAAGAUAUUUGGCAUCAGCUAACAAAUA